AAAAGUCGCCUUCUAUAUAACUUGGCGGGAGUAUGUGCGAAACUUGAAAUGUCAACAUGCUCGCGGAUAAAGUAUUGGAAUUAAUUCGUGAAUUGAAACGAGCAGUCGACGGUACUUUACCUCCGUACAACGAGGAUGGAGUGCGUCAGGUGUUGGAGGAGAUGAAAGCCUUGUUUGAACACAAUCAGAGAGAUGUGAGUGCCACAGUUGCUGGAGAAAGUGGACUAUUUUCAGGCGUUCAACUGCGACAUUCAGCACUUGAAAGGAACAAACGAUGUUUGUUAGCAUAUCUAUACAAUCGCCUGGUACAGAUUCGCAAGAUGAGAUGGGAAUUCGGCAGUGUUCUUCCAACUGAUAUCAAAUACAACCUGUGUGAACAAGAGAUACAAUGGUUCAGUCGGUAUAACAAGAUGUUGGCCAGCUACAUGCGAUCCAUUGGUGAUGCGGGUGGCCUUGACCUUACACAGGAUCUGAAACCUCCCAAAACAUUGUAUGUUGAAGUGAGGUGUCAGGUCGAUCAUGGCGAGUUUGAAACUCAGGAUGGGAUUGUCAUUGUCCUCAAGAAGAAUAGUCAGCACUUCCUGCUCCGGUCAGAGUGCGAGCACCUCAUCAGACAAGGCAUACUGGAGCAUAUAGUGCACUGAUGAACACACCAUUAUCAAGAUCUGUACAAACUGUAAAUUAUGUCUUAUGUUACAUUAAAUUAUAAAGUUGAUACCAAAAA
Molecule: messenger RNA, 724 nt
Organism: Haliotis rubra (blacklip abalone)
Lineage: Eukaryota; Metazoa; Mollusca; Gastropoda; Lepetellida; Haliotidae
Product: DNA replication complex GINS protein PSF1-like
Exons: 6
Coding region: 57-644 (195 amino acids)
Biological process (GO): DNA strand elongation involved in mitotic DNA replication; DNA replication
Cellular component (GO): GINS complex
Source: RefSeq, a predicted model, not a curated record